AUGGAGGCCAACGGCGAUGCUCAGGGCGUGGCUAUUGCGGGCGCAGCUGUUGUGCUGGUGCUCGUCUUGUACUUUGCCAGGGGGGACAACAAGGAAAAGCGUUCCCAGAAGCAUUGGGACGCGGUGUGCCGAGGCGUACUCCAAGAGCGAGACAACGUCAUGCACCGUGUGCUUCAAGAUGGAUCAGAUACCCCGCAGGAGGAGCGCCACUCCGAAGACACGCGCAUCGCCAGGCUAAGAGGCACCGAGCUCAUGGCAGCCAUGCGGAACGGCACCCUGUCUUGCGAACGAGCCGUGGCCGCCUUUUGCCGUAGAGCCCGCGCGGUCGGCAAGGUCAAGACGAACGGCGUUACGGAAGAGUUCUACGACGAGGCCGUCCAAGCCGCCAGGAAGGUGGAUGCGAGUGGCGGCGGCGGCGGAGGGGGCGGCCCUACGGCUACCGCCGGGCUGCUCCAGGGGAUGCCGAUGAGCAUCAAGGACGCCAUGCACAUGAAGGGCGCGCUGACGACCUGCGGCAUGGCGUGCAAGGCCGCCAAGGGGCCGAGCAAGGAGGACGGCCUGCUGGUCAAGGUUCUCCGCGCGCACGGAGCCAUUCCUUUCGUCCGCGGCAACGUCCCGCAGUGCAUGAUGCUACCGGAGAGCGACAACGCCAUCUUCGGCCGAUCUGACAACCCUUGGAACUUGGGGCGCACGCCCGGGGGAAGCAGCGGCGGGGAGGGAAGCCUCGUGGCGUCUCGAAGCACACCUUUGGCCCUAGGGAGCGAUGUCGGCGGGUCGAUCCGCAUCCCGUGUCACUUCACGGGGACCUGCGGCCUCAAGCCGACGCCGGACAGGAUGAGCAAGAAAGGGAUGGAGAGCUUGAGCGAGGACAACAAGGGUGGCCAACGAAUCAUCCACCCGACACCGGGACCCAUAGCCAACUGCGUCGACGAUCUGGAGCUGGCCAUGACGGCGCUCUGCUCCGUGGAGAUGUGGGACGCUGAUAAGCGUAUCCCCCGACUGCCGUGGGAUAGGACCGUAGCGAUAGACGGCCCGGGUCGCCCGUUGAAGGUCGGCUUCUUUACGACGGACCACUGGUUCGAGCCUUGCGCGGCGAUUUCGCGGGCCGUUCACGAAGCGGCGGAGGGGCUUCGCGCCGCCGGGCACGAGGUGGUGCCCUUUGAGCCCCCCGUUUCGGGAUGGCAGAUUGCCAAGCUGUACUACGGUCAGAUGGGCGCCGAGGGAAACAUGAAGCGCUUCGUCGACUCGAUACAGGGGGAGAGGAUGCUGCCGAGCUACGCGGCCCUGCGCCAGCUGGCGGGCUUCCCUAACUGCUUGCGGCCCGCCCUAUCGUGGGUGCUGCGGAACGUGCUGGGGGACGAGAGGAGGGCCUCCAUUGUAGGGAUCACGAGAAACAAGGGGCUGAGCGUCCGGCAGUACUACGAGCUCGUGGCGGACACCUACGACCUUCGCUCCAAGUGGGAAGAUGCGGUAACCGACGCGGGGCUUGAUGCGGUCAUCUUCCCGCCGGUCGCCCUGCCGGCGCUGCCCCACGGAGCGGCGAAGGACCUUACCCUCGCGUUCACCUAUAUGUUUGUCGCCAACCUUCUCCACUGGCCCGCCGGGGUGGUACCGGUGACCCUAGUGAGGCCAGACGAACAGGACUAUGACGUGAAACGUUUGCCCGUGAACCAGCGCGAUGGAACCGCCCGGCUCGCGAGAGAGACGAUGCGUGGCUCGGCAGGGCUGCCUGUUGGGGUGCAGGUAAUGACGAUGCCCUUCCAGGAGGAGCUCGCGCUGCACGCCAUGCGAGAGGUAGAGAAGGCCGUGAAUUUUGUCGCCGUACCGGCUGUGUCGGGACUGUGA
Messenger RNA from Ectocarpus siliculosus, 1845 nucleotides. The record is from the annotation of a GenBank genome assembly. NCBI's taxonomy places the organism in Eukaryota, Phaeophyceae, Ectocarpales, Ectocarpaceae.